Acanthosepion pharaonis is the source of this 972-nucleotide messenger RNA. Lineage: Eukaryota; Metazoa; Mollusca; Cephalopoda; Sepiida; Sepiidae. The record is from the annotation of a GenBank genome assembly.
AUGGCUGAAGUUGCCGACAAAGGUGGGGGAGAUAUAAAACAUGUGGAGGACAUACUAAAGUCGACCGAAAAAGAUGACGUGAAGUUUAGAUUGUUGGUCGGCUUGAUCAAAGCAGACCAGGUGUCGAACAAAGAUGUCGUCAACACUGUGUUACACUUGCUUGUUGGUGGAGAAUUUGAAAUAGAAACAAACUUUAUUAUUCAGGAAUCACAGAAUGUGUUUUUCAUGCUUGAAGUUCUCAAAGCUUGUCCUCCAACACUUCAGGCAGAAAUAUGGAGUGUAUUCACAGCAAUGUUAAAGAAAAGUCGUAGAAACUUGAAUGCUUGUACAGAAGUGGGACUUAUUGAGCAUGUACUUUGCAUGUUGGAGAAUACUGAUGAUGUUGUUGCAGAUCUCUUAGUGGAAAUGCUGGGUGUAUUAGCAAGUUACAGUAUUACAGUGAAAGAGUUACGGAUGCUUUUUGCAUUAUUAAAAGCAAAAGAUGGCCAAUGGACUAGAAAUUCUGUGAAGCUAUUGUCAGUUCUACGACAGAUGCCACAGCGACACGGCCCUGAUGAAUUUUUCAGUUUCCCUGGAAAAAAAGGAUCUUUCAUUUCACUUCCACCCAUUCGAACAUGGCCGUAUCAAAAUGGCUGGGCCUUUUCUUGUUGGAUCCGAUUGGAUCCAGUCACAGGUGUUACUGUGGAAAAAGAAAAACCAUAUCUCUACUGUUUCCGUACAAGUAAAGGAGUUGGAUACUCUGCCCAUUUUUUGGGCAGUUCACUAGUCAUCACCUCAAUGAAAAUCAAAGGGAAAGGAUUUCAACAUUGUGUGAAAUAUGAAUUUUCACCAAGAAAGUGGUACAUGGUCACCAUUUGCCAUGUAUAUUAUCGCUGGAGCCGUUCAGAACUACGUUGUUAUGUUGAUGGAGAACUGGUGUCAUUUACUGACAUGUCUUGGUUGGUUAGCACAAAUGAUGUGAGUAAAAACUAA